AUGGAGAUUGUGAACAGUGUUUCCUUCAACUCCAUUGGCAUCAGCAGAACUAGAAUAAACAAGACAGUGAAGGUAGGAUUCCAACCACAACAAAUUGGCUGCAAACUAACAAAGACAUGUUGCGAGUACUCUCCUGGUACUUCUAGAAAGAAGCAGGAGAAGUAUGAGCAACAACCACAGAACGUCGAUCUUCCAGAAUUACAUCCAAAAAACAAAAAGAAACCCUUUCCUGUUCCGAUUAAAAAGAUGUUGCAAGCUUCUCGGCGAGAUAAGAGGCUUGCACAAAUGCAUAUAGAGAAGCCUCUUGACCCCCCAAAGAACGGUUUGCUUGUGCUAGAGCUUGUUCCGGUUGCUCAUGAAGUCCUUGAUAACUGGAAAGUGCUCAUCAGAGGGCUCUCUCAACUUCUGAAUGUUGUUACAGUUUAUGGCUGCAGAAAGUGCCCUCAAGUCCAUGUUGGUCCAGUUGGCCACCAGAUCCAAGACUGCUACGGUUCAGGAAGCCAGCGUCGGAACAGUCAUCACUCUUGGGCCAGAGGUUCCAUCAAUGAUGUCCUCAUCCCAAUCGAGUCUUACCAUCUUUUUGACCCAUUUGGACGGAGAGUGAAGCAUGAUACCAGAUUUGAUUAUGACAGGAUUCCAGCAAUUGUUGAGCUAUGCAUUCAGGCUGGUGUCGACUUACCACAAUAUCCCUCGAGGCGACGGACUGCUCCUGUCCGGAUGAUAGGCAAGAAGAUGAUUGACCGUGGUGAGUUUGUUGAUGAGCCUAAGCCACACCGGUCAGAAGACUGUGUAUCUCUACUUGCUGAGCUCGACACAUUCAGCAACCAACAAGGUCAGUCACCUUCACCAUCAAAUGUGCAAGAGCUCGCCGAGAGGACACUGAAAGCAUACCUCAAUGUCCGACGAGGCGUCGAGCUGCUGAUGAGCAAGUACACUGUGAAAUCAUGUGGAUACUGCUCUGAGGUCCAUGUCGGUCCAUGGGGCCACAAUGUGAAGCUCUGCGGGGCUUUCAAGCACCAGUGGCGGGAUGGCAAGCAUGGGUGGCAGGACGCGGUGGUUGAUGAGGUCAUCCCUCCCAACUACGUGUGGCAUGUCCCUGACCCCAGUGGUCCUCCUCUCAGAUCCUCACUCAGGAGUUUCUAUGGCAAAGCUCCAGCUGUCGUAGAACUGUGUGUGCAGGCGGGGGCUGAAAUACCUGACGAGUAUCGGCCCAUGAUGAGGACUGACAUUGUCAUCCCGGACUCUGAGGAAGCUCGGAUGGCUGCAUAA
Messenger RNA from Miscanthus lutarioriparius, 1269 nucleotides. NCBI's taxonomy places the organism in Eukaryota, Viridiplantae, Streptophyta, Magnoliopsida, Poales, Poaceae. The record is from the annotation of a GenBank genome assembly.